Messenger RNA from Amphibalanus amphitrite, 1806 nucleotides. Its product is annotated as potassium channel subfamily K member 6-like. The transcript has 6 exons. The annotation marks the transcript as partial. Gene Ontology annotation, molecular function: potassium ion leak channel activity. The record is from RefSeq and is a predicted model, not a curated record. Gene Ontology annotation, biological process: potassium ion transmembrane transport; stabilization of membrane potential. Lineage: Eukaryota; Metazoa; Arthropoda; Thecostraca; Balanomorpha; Balanidae. Gene Ontology annotation, cellular component: membrane.
UCUUCGAAAGUUAUAAGGCCUCGGAAACUCCAUGCCAAGCCUCCAGUGUAACCCGUUACCCAUCACCCGGCUCAGGUGCAGGUCACGUGACCGGUCCGGUCCAGGCUCACGCGGAGGAAAAACGGUGUCGACGCGGCGGGACCGCACACACACACACAGCGGCACACACACAGACAGACGGACAGACGGACUGCCCGGGUCGGGUGUCGGGUGUCGAGUGUCUGUGGGCGGAGCACUGCCGGUGUCGCACGUCAGUAGCACGUGAGGGUCUUCAGCCGUAGGCACCGGCACCUCAACAGUGAAGAGCCCGAGCGCUUCUGUGAAUGAAGGGCUGGAACGCCUCUACCAUAGCGCUCUGAGGAAAGCGCAACUUCACUGCUGUGACGACGUGUGAAGACGGCGUUAUUGGCCAGGCUUAGUGCCUGAAGCUUUGCAGUGAGCACCGAACAGUGACGUCAUUCUCAGAGACCUCAGUGACGUCAUCGAAAACGGCUGGUCGUUGUGUGUGUGCUCUGAGAGCCCGCUGUUAUCUGCAAGUGACCACACGAUAGCACCUGAGAGGCUCUAGUUGGCGGGCGGGUGAGACCCAGGCCGGCCGUGUAUUGCUGCUGUGACUCCGUGCAUGCACAAGAACCAUUGGAGGACUGUCACACCCGAGUGCUAAUCACGAGGGGCCACUCGAGUCUGAUCCGAUCGGCACGGCUCUGUUGGAUGCCGUCUCACUCCGCCUAACCAGGUGUGGUGUCCUCAAGUUGAGCUGCUUCACUAGGAGAGGAUUCAGGGCAUCGGCAGUUAAAACUUCAUACCUCCCAGACGGACUCUUCCCGUACCAUGCACGACCAGCUCUCGAUGGCGACGGGUCACUACGUGCCGCUGGACGACUCGCGUUCGGGCGCGCCACGUGCGCACGUGCGCCGCUGUUUGUGCCUGCGGCGCAGCACGUGCCUGCUGCUGUUGGGCACGUGUCUAUACGUGGCGUGGCUGGCAGCCGGCGCCGCCGUGUUCUCGUUUCUGGAGCAACCCGCAGAGGACAGACUGCGGAGCCAACUGAACGAGCGCAUCAGCCAGUUCCUGGAGGAUAAUCAGUGUGUGCCAGAGUCGGCCCUGGAGGACCUCAUCACGGAGGUGGUGCUCGCCAACAACCGCGGCGUAUCGGCCUCCAAGAACAUCUCCACCGGCUCCAACUGGAGCUUCGGCCAGAGCUUCUUCUUCUCGGCCACCGUGGUCACCACCAUCGGCUAUGGUCACGUGACUCCGCUGUCGGAGGGCGGGAAGAUCUUCUGCGUGGUGUUUGCGCUGAUCGGCAUUCCACUGACGCUGGUCAUCCUGUCGGCCUUCGUGGAGAAGCUGAUGGUGCCCUCCACCAUGUUCCUGCAGUGGCUGAACUCUCGGCUGGGCCACCUGUACCAGCCGUUCAACAUCCGCCUGUUCCACCUGGCGGCCGUGGUGGUGCUGAUCGCCUGCCUGUUCUUCCUGGUUCCGGCGGCCAUCUUCAAUCGCCUGGAACCGGGCUGGUCGUUCCUGGACUCGCUCUACUACUGCUUCAUCUCCCUGACCACGGUGGGCCUGGGCGACUACGUGCCGGGCGACCGGCCCGGCCAGCAGUACCGGCCGCUCUACAAGGUGGCCAUCACAGGUUACCUGCUGGUCGGUCUGGUGAUGAUGAUGUGGCUGCUGACGGUGUUCGCCGAGAUCCCGCAGCUCAAUUUCGGCAUCUGGUUCCUACACCAGUCGGAUGAGACGACCGCCGACCCGGAAAAGAUGCGGCUGUCGGGCGCCUCGGCCGGGCCCAAGUACACGCAGCAG